GUGCCUAGUAGUGCCACCCACCUGUGCCCAGCAGUGCCACCCCACCAGUGCCCAGCAGUGCCCUCCAACAGUGCCACCCAGCAGUACUGCCCAGCAGUGCCACUUAUCAGUGGCCAGCAGUGCCACCAGUCAGUGCCCAGCAGUGCUGCCAGUCAGUGCUGUCAAUCAGUGCCACCCAUUAGUGUCCAUCAGUGCAGCCUAUCAGUUCCGCCUAUCAGUGGCCAUCAGUUCCGCCUAUCAGUGCCCAUUAGUGCUGCCUAUCAGUGCCCAUUAGUGCUGCCUAUCAGUGCCCAUCAGUGCUGCCUCAUCAACGCACAUCAGUGAAGGAGAAAAAGUACCUGUUUGCAAAACUUUAUAAUAGAAACAAAGAAAAAGUUUUUUUUUUAAUUGUUUUUGCUCUUUUUUUGUUUAUAG
Staurois parvus is the source of this 414-nucleotide messenger RNA. The record is from the annotation of a GenBank genome assembly. Lineage: Eukaryota; Metazoa; Chordata; Amphibia; Anura; Ranidae.